Cylindrotheca closterium is the source of this 621-nucleotide messenger RNA. The record is from the annotation of a GenBank genome assembly. NCBI's taxonomy places the organism in Eukaryota, Bacillariophyta, Bacillariophyceae, Bacillariales, Bacillariaceae.
AUGAUUGGCAACUUUGCCUUCUACAGCUGUAUCGCCUUGGUAGAAGCAAUUCUUACGGCAACGUCCAUAUUGGAGAUUCCCUGGUGGGGGUUCUUUGAAUGUGACUCCCUUCAAACUAUAAAGCCUUCCGUGGCUGCAGUGCUCUUGCAAACCUUGUGCUUCCGAAAGGUUCCAGAGCCGAAUGAACCAAACAGUUUCAAGAAGAAUACACUAUUACAAGAUUGCUUCGGCGAAGCAGCAGAGUCCACUGUCGCCGGUUUGGUUCACCGCUUUGACUCUUCUCCUGUACACAAGAUAUGCUACGACCAUUCCGCGACCACUGCUCAGGAGCUGCGACAGUGCAUCGAGGACCAAGAUGAGACGGAAUCGCUAAUGUAUGAUGACUUUGGAAUGACCCCAUUUCACGUCCUCUUCUCGACGCCUGAGCCAAGCGAAGAGCUUCUGCAGGUCCUUUUAGACAAGUUUCCGUACUAUGAUCUUGGCUGGGAAGAUGCCAAUGAUAACGUGGCGAUGGAUUACCUGGUGGCCAACUGGACUCGGGAAAACAAGGUAUUGCUGCAGAUGGCCCUGCAAAGCUGGAUGAUUGAUCGAUUGGAGCCCCCUCGUGAAUUUAUUAGCUGA